CGCCAGUUAGUUGCUCGUCACAUGUUCGACACUCAAGUAGCCAAGAGCCCAGGGAAUAGGAAUAUAGGAAUAGCCGAGCGCCAACCGAAGACCGAUCGAGUGUGGAGCAGCCACCGUUAGACAGUAAAAACAUAGCAUCUGUGACAGUGACAGUAACUCCUCCCAACUGAGAGCCAGGUGCGCAAGCAAGUGCAGCUAUAAUCAAAUCAGAAAUCAAGCAAUCGCCUUGCCUCCAAUCAGAAACCCAUCGAGUACGAUCGCCACAUUUCUCGAAGCUUUUCGGCAAGCUUCCGCUAACAGAAACGCGUGGUCCGAAAAACGAAAAAUAACGAAAAUCAAACAAGGCAAGCGAAAAAGUGAAAUUGAAAUUCGAAUUCAAAGUCAAAAUCAAAUCAAAAAAAAGUUGGGAGUUAAGUGAGCGCCAAUAUCGCGUGUGCAUCUGUGUGAGUGAUCGUUUCUCAGUGUGUGUAUAUGUGUGUCCGUGCAGUGCAACGGUAUUCAAAACCCCACCAACCAAAAAAAAUAAAGAAGCCGCAGGAAAAACGGUAAAAAGAACAACUCAGGCGUUAGUUGUCAGUAAAAUUUGAAAAUAGACUUACGGUUUGGUUUCUACGUUACCGUAGCAAUCCUAAACCAGAAUCGAAACCGAGUACCGGAUACCGAUCGCCAUCCUGGCCAGCCGUACGCUUUUCGUGUGAGGCGCCAGCGGUUCCAAGGAACGGUGAAUUCCACCCACACCCUGCUGCCCGUCGUCGAUAGCAUACCGAUACCGAUACCAUAACCGAUGUCGACUGCCCAGUGCUCUUUAUAACUCUUUGUUUUGCCUGCUCUCUGAUCAGAAAAGCCCCACCACAGAGAGAUUGCAUUCGAUACGAUAGGAUUCGGUUCGGUUCUAGUAUAUCCCAAUAGAACAGUAGCAAGUACGUGUGCUCUGCACUGAGAGAAACAGAAGAGACGCUUACUGCUUGGAGUUUUUGGGGGCACGAGCUGUCCGAAUUGUUCAGGAUAACAACAGCGAAGAGAAUAGCAAGUUCACCAAAAAGACGCAAUUAAAAAAGUGUUAGCAAGUGUAUAAGAAAAAAAAAUACAACGAGCCGAAACAACAUUAAUGAAUUUCGUGAUUAAAAACAUUUGAAAAGGUACAACAAAAGCUCAUUUAAUAUAAAAAUAAGAAGAACGCAAACAGCAAGCGAAAUAUACAAAAUAUAAAAUCGCGGCGCCAACAACAAAACGUGGCACAAACGAAAUACAAAAAAAAGCUCCUCCAACGAAAACGAGAGCGAAUGCGCGCGCGCGAGUGAGAUAGAAAAAAGCAGAGCAAAGCAAACGAAAGCAACGCUGAGCAGCAGAGCGAUUGAGUGAGAGACAACAACAAAACAAAACCGCAAGCAGAAGCCGAAAGCCAAUUGCGCACGGAACGUAGAACGGAGAAAACUAACGGAACUCUAAGCAAAGCAGCAGGACGGAUAACGGUUAACCAGGGUGAAGCAGCGCACAAAGAGACAAUGGUAAACAAGGUGAGUGGCAAGAAGGCGGACAAGGACAAGGAGCGGCAGCAGCGAGAGACGGCAAUGUUGCCGGCGGCGGGCAACAACAGCAGUAACAACACGAGCAACACCACAAACAUUAGCAACACAAUCAACGUCAGCAAUCCUAGCAACAUAAGCAGCAAUGUCAGCAACAAAACCAAUAAUAAGACUAACAAAAAAGGCUCGAAUGCCAAGACCAAGAAUGCAGGCAAAGGACAACCACAACAGCAGCAGCAACAGCGCAGCAGCAAAAAAGCGAAGCCGCAGCGGCAACAGAUCUUUCUACAAUCUUUGCCACGCGACAGCAGCAACUACAGGAGCAACAGCAACAAUAAAAAUGUCAACAAAAGUGGCAGCAACACAAGCUGCAACAACAGUGGCAUCACAACGGACACACCGGCCACCCCGGACCUCGCAGCGGCCAAGAUUAAUCCCGCCGAGCUGCUGACCGCGGCUCUGGCCGUGCCCUGUGCCAAAUGCUCCAAGCCAUCGAUGAUCUCCAGUUUGACCACCGCCGUGACCGCCACCUCAUCCUCCACCUCCGCCUCCUCCUCUGUUUCUUCUUCAUCGGUGUCCACCGUCUCGUCCAGUUCGGGAUCUGAGACCGCCAGCAAUUACAGCGAUCUCAAUUAUCCGGAACCAACUGUCUACUCUGGCAAGCAGUAUCGCAAGUCCAAGUCCUAUAUGGGCGUGUCCCAGUACAACGGCUCCGUCAAUGCGUAUCAGUCGGGAUCGGGAUCAAGUCGCGGGCCCAGCACCGGGGGCAACCACGUCGCCUACAGACGCUCCCACAGCGAUCGGCGGAAUUCGUUCGACCGCAGCUUUGCCGAAAGAAAUCGCGACUUUGUGCCCAUUGUGCCGCCAUCGCGUCCGGUCUUGUCGUCGUCCAACAUAGCCGGAGUCAUGGCCAGUGCCACCAAGCUGACGAUUAUAGAGCGGUUCGGCAAAGGACGUGUCGCAUAUCCCAUAAUGCAGUGCGGGACACUAGACGGAGCCGAACCGUUAUAUCAUCAGCAGCGAAGCAACAGAAUGGACGUCUACCAGAUCGACGAUGGUUUCCACUCGGAUGGCGGCACUGAGACACCGCCACCGUCGCCAAGCUCGGGAUCUUCGAUUGCCUCGACAUCGGACCAUGGAUCCCUGGAGAGCGUCGACACCGGUGGGACGCAGCGGCUGGCCGUGCUCUCGUUUGAGCAGGUGAGCAAGCUGCACAAUGUGAUGGAUGAAAAGGUGGCCAUACACGGGCGCGGUAACUUUCCCACACUGGAGGUGACGCUCAAGGACCUGGUCAAUCUGGUGCGCCGCAAGCUGGAGGCAGAGGUGAACGCCGGCGGCGCCGGGGUGUUAGUUAAGGACAUCCGUCUCAACGGCGGGGCAGCUAGUCAUGUUUUAGCCAGCGAGGAUCAGCCGUACAAUGACCUGGACCUGAUAUUCGCCAUCGAGCUGAGUUCGCCGCGCGUCUUUGAUCGCGUCAAGGUGGCCGUGCUCAACACAUUGCUCGACCUAAUGCCCGAGGGCGUCUGCAAGCGGCGCAUCUACACGUGCUCCCUGAAGGAGGCCUAUGUUGGCAAGAUGGUCAAGGUGAAUAAUAACAAUGACGGCGACCGUUGGUCGCUCAUCUCGCUGGGCAACUCGCCCGGACACAAGAACGUCGAACUGAAGUUCGUGGACACUAUGCGGCGACAGUUCGAGUUCUCUGUGGACUCGUUCCAGAUAGUACUCGACUCGCUGCUGCUCUUCUACGACUGCGCCGCACUGCCCAUCUCGGAGAACUUCUAUCCAACGGUGGUCGGCGAGUCUGUAUAUGGAGACUUCCAGGAGGCCCUUUACCAUUUGCAAAAGAAACUGAUCUCAACGCGUCAACCGGAGGAGAUACGAGGCGGCGGCCUGCUCAAGUACUGCAAUCUAUUGGUGCGCAACUACAAGGCCGUCGACUCGCAGCUCAUCAAGACCCUUGAGCGAUACAUGUGCUCGCGCUUCUUCAUCGACUUCCCGGACAUCAAUACGCAGACGACCAAGCUGGAGGCUUACUUGCGUAACCAUUUCUGGGGCGUCGAUGAGGAACCGCUGCAGUAUCAGUACCUGAUGCAUUUACGCGAGGUGGUUGAGAUGUCGACUGUCUGUCUAAUGGGGCACGAGCGACGCCAGACGCUCCAUCUCAUUCAGUCGCUGGCCGCCCAGGUGCUCUUCAACAAGCAGGAGAAGCAACAGCAGGAACAGUACCAGCAACAGCAGCAGCAGCAACACCAGCAACAUCAGCACCAACACCAGCAGCAGCAACACCAGCAGCAGCAACGUCAGCAGCAUCAGUUCCUGGACACAGCGCAGCAGCAACAGCAGGCACAGACGCAACAGCAGCCGCAGCAAGCCACCACAUUGACUUUGGUCUCGCAGGCGCCGCCAACGGCCCAGGCGCCGCAGACCAUUUACGUGCAGCAGGCCGCUCCCGCUGCCGUCUGCUGCACGAGCAGCACGGAUCAGACGGCGACGGCUGCUCCACAGACCAUACAGAUACAGGCCGGUCCGCCGGGACUCAUCUACGCCAACGGCGUCUACUAUGCACCUGUGAUCCCCAGCACCAUCUGCACGUGCAACUCCACCUGGCUGAGCACGUGAUUGGAGCAGCAGCAACAGCAUCAUCAUCAUCAGCAGCAGCAGCAGCAUCAGCAACAGCAACAGCAACAGCAGUUCCAGCAGCAACAUCAACAGUGGUCAGAGA
Messenger RNA from Drosophila kikkawai, 4248 nucleotides. The record is from RefSeq and is a predicted model, not a curated record. Lineage: Eukaryota; Metazoa; Arthropoda; Insecta; Diptera; Drosophilidae.